GUCUCCAAUCUGCCUCCCCUAGAUGCCUUCUUAAAGUCACCGAGCGUAAGUGGGUCCUUUAAUCGCUCUAGCAUGGUAAGCGACAUGGGUAUUACCGAUUUGGAUGAAUCCUAUUUCACUACCAUUGACGUGGAUGAAGAUGGCGAAGUCGACGAUGACGCCUUCUUUGAUGUAUCGGGUGAGAUGGGAGGUCAAUCUUCACUCUCACCUCAGUCGUCUUCGGCUCCCCCAAUGCUAGCAGACGUUGGGGAGCCCGACAACAAGGGCACGGCCCCACGCAGCUCAUCACCGGUGCUACAGGAGGAUGAGUUUCCUAUAUACACCGUUGCACCUACUGUCCUCGCCAACUUGCCAAGCUCUUUCGAAAUCCGGCGUAAUACUCAGGUUGCUAGUUCUCUGGCCUCUCGUCAAGCGGCUGACUCAAACACAUCCGAUGACGAAACGGCAGUUCAACAGUGCAUCGCCCUCUCGCCUCUGGGCACCUGCCUCCUCUUCUCUGAUUCACCCGGUCCAUCCUCUCCCACCGCUGCCGCUGCUGUUACCGCCUCUAACGAGAUGAUCUUGAGACCUCAACAAAUAAAUGAGAACUCCUCUUCAGUGUCUCUGACAUCCACUGAACAGAAGCCGAUUCCUCUCACUAUCUAUUCUAUACUGGCGCAAUCCCAGGCCAAGUUCACUUUGGUCAAAAGUCGGGAGCUUCUUUUGCCCUCUCAGCGGGGUGACCGUGUUGCCCAGGUGACUGUAGCUACGGCUUCCAUCUCUUUUGACGACUCUCUUCUCAUUGCCAGCCUCUCGAACGGUCGUUUGUGGAUCUUCUCUCUCGACGAAAUAGGUUGGGUUGCCUGUAUCGCUUCUUCCAUUCCCCUAAAGGCGAAUCCGCUUUACUCUGCACUAAUGAGUGCUCGAACGCCCCGACCUCGGCCUGAAUGUUCUCCUCUCGACACUACUACGGUAUCCUACUGUGAUCCGAAGCUGCUGGAUUGCGCACUCACUGAUGGCAAGGUGGCUAAAAACUGCAUUUUCAUCCGCUGGCCCAAUCAGUCUCGAGUACCCGUUAAUCCCGGUGGGUGGACUCCGCCUGAUGAUCCCCUCGUGGCUGCCUCAAUUGACAACCUGGUCUUGGUGUGGGCUUUCGAAAACAAGUUACCUGAGAACGUGGAGAGCCUGCAGAACCCCGAGACUAUUGUAGCUGCAAGUCGUGUACAAUUUUGCCUACCUUGUCCGCCCUCGACCACCAUCACUACCUUGGAUAGUCAGCCUUUCGGCAACUUCUGUCUUAUUGCCGCUGGCCUCAACACUGGUCGUGCAAUCAUAUGGAGUCUACCGGAGCGCUGCAAGAUCUUCGAUGUGUGUGCUCACGGCACCUCGGUAUCGAGCAUACGUCUCUCACCCCAUGGUUUUUGCCGUUCUCCUGCGGCAACACCUACAACCUCUCCCGCCGGAUCCUCGCACACGUUCGACCUUGUCGCCAUAACAACUGCUGCUGAGGACGGUGUUGUCAAGGCCUGGGAGUUCCACUGGCCCUCCUCCAAGGAGCCGCAGUCCACGGUGGGACCAUUAGUCUCAUUCUCCAUAUGCAUUUUGUCGGAUUUUUCAUAA
Molecule: messenger RNA, 1599 nt
Organism: Hydatigera taeniaeformis
Lineage: Eukaryota; Metazoa; Platyhelminthes; Cestoda; Cyclophyllidea; Taeniidae
Source: the annotation of a GenBank genome assembly